AUGAAUGGGAAUGUUACAUACGGUGUAUCCCGGACCCGAACGGACCACCUGUGCUGCCCCCGCGAACCACACGGCGGUAAUACAUGUCUUUUGUCGUUCUUGCCACGUACCUCCCCCACUGUUGUCGUCUGCUGUAAUGUUGGCGUCGCCACUGCUGCCGCCGAUGCAGGCUGUGCCGACCCUGCCGCCGCCCUGCUGCUGCACAACCAGUACCGUGCACGGCACGGGUCGCCGGCACUGGGCUGGGACAACACCCUCGCGCAGCAAGCAAAGAACUGGGCCGCCAACCUGGCGCUAAACAACAGCUGCGGUUUGCAUAACGAAGGAGUCACCGGCGAGAAUUUGUACACGACGUCGACCUCAAGCCAGACAUCUCCCCUCAAUUGCAGUAGGGCAGUGGAAGCAUGGUACGGCGAAAUUUCGCUGUACAAGUUCACGAGCACACCGUACACUGACAAUCCAUACUCGAUUAUUGCGCGCUUCACUCAAGUCGUGUGGGCUUCGACGGCGCAAGUCGGCUGUGCUGCAGCGCGAGGCAUGAACUGUUAUGUGGUUGUUUGCUAUUAUGCACCACCGGGAAAUAUUAUUGGAGAUAGCUACCUUCUGGCGAACGUCUUUCCCCCCGUCUCUGCCCGCCGAUCACUUGAAGUGGACAUCGCUUCUGUUGAAGACGUGCUGCCCACCGGCAGUGACAGGGAUGGACGGGUGGUCAUUACGUCCGUCGCUUAA
Molecule: messenger RNA, 729 nt
Organism: Volvox carteri f. nagariensis
Lineage: Eukaryota; Viridiplantae; Chlorophyta; Chlorophyceae; Chlamydomonadales; Volvocaceae
Exons: 2
Coding region: 1-729 (242 amino acids)
Source: RefSeq, a predicted model, not a curated record